AUGAACAGGUACAAUUGGGCACAAGGAGUCUUAGAUUACAUGCAUUAUGGACUGGACCAAGCCAUAAAAAAUAAAAAGGACAAGACAAAUCAACCAAGUGUCAGUGGUUGCCUUGUGCUAAUCCUGAUAAAAGCUGCUGACAAUGAAAAAGAAGAAGCAACAAAGACUGAUCAUGCAGACCAUGAAGAACAAGAAGAAAAUGAAGAGGAUGAUGACUUUAUUAUCACACUUAAAGAUUGGAAACAGAACUUCAAGUUCCAUGAAAAUGUGGACCAAAGUGCAACCCAGACAAAAACUCAACAAUCGGAGCAAAAUGAAGACAAUGCACAAUUAUUGGGAUGCAAAGCAGAUGAUGAAAUUGAAGAACCACCAGCACAAUCAAUGGAAUGCGAAGCAGAUGAUGAAAUUGAAGAACAAGCAGUUGACCUUAGUGCAGACUCAAUGACGGAGGAGGACACUGUUAAUGUCCAGCAACAGAACCCAGAACUUGACAGCCAGGAAGAGGACUUCGACGCCAUUUUUGUGGACAUAGUGGGGUCAAUCCCAGAGUACUACAAGCAUGAAGUAGUCCCUACCCAUGAGAAAAUCCAACAGCUGAAAGAAGCAGUCGACUAUUGGAUUGAAAAGGCAGAUACUCGAAGGGAUAUGAUGCAGACUGCCAUAGAAUCCUGCAUAAAUAAAAAUUCAUUCAUUCAACAAAUAUGA
Prunus armeniaca (apricot) is the source of this 705-nucleotide messenger RNA. Lineage: Eukaryota; Viridiplantae; Streptophyta; Magnoliopsida; Rosales; Rosaceae. The record is from the annotation of a GenBank genome assembly.